AAUAUAUGACUAUAUAAUUAAAUUAACACUAUUUUUUCGUCCAUAUAUGUUAUGUGUGGCGAAAUAGAAACAAAUGAAGGCUAACAUAGUGUGUGUGUGUCUGAUCAAUGGAUUGUUGGUUAGUGCUUUCCCCGCGAACGAUGGAGUGUAUAAUGGCAUACAUGUAACAGUACCAGUGGCGGGCGUGGCAGAGUUCAGCGGCACUGCCCCGGCUACUGGAUCAGUGGCUUUAGCUACUCACACUCCAUGUCCUGAAGUUAUGCUGCCGUUUACUCCUAGUACUCCAGACAAUGGGCCUUUACCGAAAAAUAUUAUCAUAGGAGCUAAUUUAGCAGAUGCUAUUCUCUCCGAAGCUGGAGACGCUAAAAUGCCAGAAAUUGAUGCAUUCGUAGAAAAAGAAUUCGGAAGGAUGGGACCACAAAUGGAAAAUGGAGCUACAUCAGAUAAAGAAAGUGCUCUGGACUCAACUCUUCAGCGAAUGGAAUCAGAAAUUUCUAUUGAAUUAUCUCAGUUUGAUAAGUUCAUAGAGUCAGAAUUGGCAAACACUGAAGAAAUGGUCCAAGCCGCUCUUAGAAAAGUGGAAUCAGAAACAGAAUGCACAGACCACAAGAUCACACAAACAGUAACAAAAGAGUUGACGGAACAAGAAGCGAUAGUACAAUUGGCAUUGCUUAUCCUACAAUCGUUUGUGGAAUCAAAACUCGCAGAAACAGACAAUCUAGUUAAAUAUGAGCUAGAAAAGGUAAAUACAUUUAUGGAUACAGAGCUAGAGAAAACGGAUGCUCUAAUACGAUCUAAACUUUCGGAAAUGGAAUCUGUUGUAGAAUCAAAUCUUGCAAGAACGGAAUCACUCGUAGAAUCUGAAUCAGAAAAAGUUGAUAGAUUUAUCGAAGCAGAGCUGGCAAAAACCGAAGCAUUUGUAAACUCAGAAUUAUCUAAAAUUGAAAAGGAAUUAGAAAAAGUUGAAAAAGCAUUAGAAGUUGAUGAUUCUUGUACAAUGAGCAGUGAUGACACUCCAAUGCUUCCUUACAUUGACACCGGCUCCGCUCCACCUACAAUAGGUACUCGAAACCCGAGCAUAACCCUGAACGAAGCGCCUUACAACCACCAAUACCUUGGAAGAACAGCACCAGUCCUGUACCAUAGGAGGCAACUUCCGGUCGUCAACGUCAUCAGGGGCACAGCGAGAGCCACAGGCAACAUUAAGCUGUUUUCAAAAUUUCCAUGUCCACCGUUGCAAGCGACGGAAAUAGGUCCGGACGGAAAGAAAUACAUAUGGAUAAAGAAAACAUCUGGUGAUAAAGGUACGGCAUGUUUUCUUAAGUACCCCGGAGACCGAGAAAAGCCUUCGCAACCAAAACUCGAAAUCCCCCAAUCCUCGGAUCCAAAGGGAGCCAUAGAAACGAAUUGCGGGGACCCUGGCAGUGAAGAACCAGAAGAUUUAGGACCUCCCAUUCCUAUUCGUGGUGAAGUAGUUUUUGAGGGCACAGCACCUGCUUAUGGCUCAGUUAGUAUAACUGGGCAUAGUGUUGAACCCUAG
This is a messenger RNA of Cydia fagiglandana, 1540 nucleotides long. RefSeq lists its product as uncharacterized. The transcript has 7 exons. The record is from RefSeq and is a predicted model, not a curated record. NCBI's taxonomy places the organism in Eukaryota, Metazoa, Arthropoda, Insecta, Lepidoptera, Tortricidae. Bases 74 to 1540 code for a protein of 488 amino acids.